CUUAUAUCAUGGCUUCUCUCUGACUCGUCAGGAUCCAAUUGCAUCAGACGUGAACAGACAGAGAGAUCCUCUUCGUUUGAUGCUCUUCAUCUUCUUACUCCAGAGUUCUCUGUAGUGGGUUUUGAGCUUUCUUCUCAAGUCGAUAUUAAAACAUGGUUAAUCAAGAACCCAUUACAGCGAUUCUUCAAGAUGAAACGAGAAGAAGCACAAAGUUCGGUUUAGAGAUGAAAAGACAGAACAGGAGAGCAUUGUCUGUAAUUAACCAGAACCUUGUUAAUCCUUGCGUUGUUAACAAGAGAAGAGGCUUGUCUGAAUCUCAAGAAGAGACAAAGAAACUGAAACCAUCGGUUCCAAGUGGGAACGCGUUUGGUGAUUGUAUAUUCAUCGAUGAAGACGAAGAGGAAGAGGAAGCAGCUACAUUGGACCAACCUAUGCCAAUGUCAUUAGAGGAACCUUACAUAGAAUCUGAUCCAAUGGAGGAAGAAGUUGAGAUGGAGGAGGAGGAACAAGAACCUGUUUUGGAUAUUGAUGUAGACGACGCACACAACCCUCUUGCAGUCGUUGAAUAUGUCCAAGAUCUACACGAGUUCUACAGAAAAAACGAGAGGUUUAGUUGUGUUCCUCAAGAUUACAUGGAGCAACAGUUUGACAUAACAGACAAAAUGAGAGCUAUACUUAUAGAUUGGCUCAUCGAGGUACAUGACAAAUUCGAGCUAAUGAACGAGACAUUGUAUCUAACAGUGAACCUUAUAGAUAGAUUUUUAUCCAAGCAAGCUGUUGUAAGAAAGAAGCUUCAGCUUGUUGGUUUAGUUGCCUUGCUAUUAGCUUGCAAGUACGAAGAGGUUUCUGUACCUAUUGUUGAAGAUUUAGUUGUCAUCUCUGACAAAGCCUAUACCAGAAACGAUGUUUUAGAAAUGGAGAAGAUUAUGCUUAAUACUUUACAAUUCAACAUGUCGCUACCGACACAAUACCCUUUCUUGAAGAGGUUCCUCAAGGCAGCUCAAGCAGACAAGAAGCUUGAGAUCUUGGCAUCGUUCUUGAUGGAGCUGGCUCUCGUGGACUACGAAAUGCUUCGUUAUCCACCAUCGUUACUAGCAGCCAGUGCAGUGUACACAGCUCAAUGUACAAUCCAUGGCUUCAGCGAAUGGAACAGCACUUGUGAAUUCCACAGUCACUACUCUGAGAGCCAACUCAGAGAAUGUAGUAGAAAAAUGGUGAGUCUGCAUCAGAAGGCAGCGACUGAUAAACUAACAGGAGUGCGUAGAAAAUACAGCUCGUCUAAGUUCGGAUACAUAGCAACAAAGUAUGAAGCUGCUGCUGCACACUUUCUUCUUGUGUCAGAUUCUCCAAAGCUAUAG
Molecule: messenger RNA, 1358 nt
Organism: Brassica oleracea var. oleracea
Lineage: Eukaryota; Viridiplantae; Streptophyta; Magnoliopsida; Brassicales; Brassicaceae
Product: cyclin-B2-2
Exons: 8
Coding region: 153-1358 (401 amino acids)
Biological process (GO): mitotic cell cycle phase transition; regulation of cyclin-dependent protein serine/threonine kinase activity
Cellular component (GO): centrosome; cyclin-dependent protein kinase holoenzyme complex; cytoplasm
Molecular function (GO): cyclin-dependent protein serine/threonine kinase regulator activity
Source: RefSeq, a predicted model, not a curated record